Messenger RNA from Choloepus didactylus (southern two-toed sloth), 906 nucleotides. It is a transcript of the gene SLX9, whose product is annotated as family with sequence similarity 207 member A. The record is from RefSeq and is a predicted model, not a curated record. Gene Ontology annotation, biological process: maturation of SSU-rRNA from tricistronic rRNA transcript (SSU-rRNA, 5.8S rRNA, LSU-rRNA). Gene Ontology annotation, cellular component: preribosome, small subunit precursor; 90S preribosome; nucleolus. NCBI's taxonomy places the organism in Eukaryota, Metazoa, Chordata, Mammalia, Pilosa, Megalonychidae. The coding region runs from base 84 to 749 and encodes 221 amino acids. The transcript is spliced from 6 exons.
AGAGCGAAGGACCGGCUUCCGGAGGGCCCUUCCGCGCGUGCUCCGCGGCGUCCCCGGCCGGCCUCGGCUCUCUGCUCGCGGAAAUGGGGAAAGUGCGGGGGCUGCGGUCCCGGGUGCACCAGGCGGCCGUGAGGCCCCGCGGGGAGGCCGCGCCCGACGCCGCGCCCCCCGCCCCGCAGGCGCCCCGCGAGGAGGCCUCGGCCGGCGUCGCUGGGGGAAAGGAUUGGGCGUCCGUGAGCACUGACAUCUUCGCCAAGACCGAGAUAGACCCCCGCGCCUUGGUGCAGAGGCUGGACCUGGACACAAGGAGCGUGGCCUCCGUCAGGAGAGGUGCGGAGGUGAAGGUGAUUUUGCCCAAGAAGGAGAAGCUGAAGCUGAGGCGUGAGAGGUGGCUGCAGAAAAUAGAAGCCAUAAAGCUGGCCGAGCAGAAGCACAAGGAGGCGCAGAGGCGGAGGGCCACGGCAGUGGUGGGGGACCUGCACCCGCUGCUGGAGGCCCUGCCCGAGCUGCUGGAGCUGGAGGCCGGCCGCCGUAGGCCACAGCCCACAAGCAGGGGGAACCGGCAGCCCAGGCCGGCAGAGUUCCAUCGCAUGAGUGCUGUGCAGAGGCUGCAGCUCCUGGAGGAGGAACGGACCCGCUUCCGGGAGCUGCUGGCCAGCCCGGCCUACAGAGCCAGUCCCCUGCUGGCCAUUGGGCAGCAGCUGGCUGACCAGAUGCGGCUGGAGGAGGGCAGUGGCGGGCAGCGCUGACCCGGCCUGCGGGGCGCUCAUGGGGGCCACCGAGGACCGGGAUGCUCCGACCUGCAGCUGCACAGCGGCACGCCCUCCCCUUGUUUUUAGACUUGUCAGGAGACUGAUGGGGACCACGGAUUGAGAGAACACUGAAUAAAGGGCUUGGUGAACUUGU